Messenger RNA from Suillus discolor, 674 nucleotides. RefSeq lists its product as uncharacterized. The coding region runs from base 64 to 459 and encodes 131 amino acids. NCBI's taxonomy places the organism in Eukaryota, Fungi, Basidiomycota, Agaricomycetes, Boletales, Suillaceae. The transcript has 4 exons. The record is from RefSeq and is a predicted model, not a curated record.
GGAUGACAUAAGCAAUUUGGGUUAAUUAACGUCGCUCAGACUCUGUCCUUCGAAUGUUGGAACAUGGCAAGUACACCGGAAUGGACUUCAUUACCAACUGCACUCUUCGACGGAUUGUUACCCAAGCUUGCUAUGGUGCUUGAGCUCACCCAAAAAGCAGAAGGGACUGCAACUCCUGUAGCCAAACAAGCACUGCUGCAUGCGACGAAUGAUUUCAAACAUGCACUUACUCAGGCGAAAGAUUAUGCAAGCACACUUGCAGGAGGUGACCUCUUAGUGCAGGAGCAGGACAGUGUAGUUGCAAUGCUCGAGAUGCUGAAGCAGCACAAGCAGCAGCAAUUAAUACAAUUUGCACUGGAGGUUGGAUCUUUGUCUACUAUCGCAAUCUCCAAUGUCAGUUCAAAGAUGGAGGUUGAUUCUACUGCUUCAACCCCAUUUGCUUCUGGUGGUCAAUUAUAAUACGGGACUCGGGAAGCGCCGACGAAGUCGGCACAAACUUUGCUUGUCUUUGACCUUACAGGGCCAGGUUUAGGUGAUUUUUCCUUCUAUCACACCACUGCUGCUGGCCUGCCUUACUGUUUUGCAUGCCACAUUAUAUAUAUAUAUAUACAGUAGAUAUGCUCAUAAUGCAUAUUGUAACAAUGCAUAAAUCUCAUAAUGCAUGAACUUUUCAG